Molecule: messenger RNA, 559 nt
Organism: Onthophagus taurus
Lineage: Eukaryota; Metazoa; Arthropoda; Insecta; Coleoptera; Scarabaeidae
Source: RefSeq, a predicted model, not a curated record
GAACGUUGCCUUCUAGUAGUGGUCAAAAUAUAUAUUAAACCUACCGAAAUAAGUGUGUAAUCCCUCUCAAAAAGCUCCAGAGUUAAAAUAUAUAAAAUAUAUUUUAAGAGAAGACAAAAAGAUGCUAAAAUCUUUCACAUUUUCACUGGUGCUUCUUAUAUGGAUAUUUUCUGUAGAUGCAAGAUGUUGUAGACCAAGACCAAUUAAUUGUUACACCUGUGAUAGUAGAAUAGACGCAAAGUGUAGAGACCCAUUUGAUUUCUCGUUACACCCGAAAUACCACCCCCCGCUAUCACCUUGUAACGGAUGUUGUGUUAAAAUGGUUCAAAACUCAACUAAACCAAAUGAAGUUAUUCGAAGAAUGUGUACUUCAGAUUUAAGUAUAAAUUUAUUCAAUGUCGAUAAUAUCUGUAUGAAGGAAAGUUCAGGAACGGGUCAUCUAUGUUUUUGUGAAGACGAUAUGUGUAAUAACGUCGAGAUAAAUUUCAAUUUUAAUCUUUUAUACGUAAUAAAAACGAAUCCGCUACAAGAACCAAGCCAAUGUGAUUGGCCGUUUUAA